Messenger RNA from Moneuplotes crassus, 1230 nucleotides. The record is from the annotation of a GenBank genome assembly. NCBI's taxonomy places the organism in Eukaryota, Ciliophora, Spirotrichea, Euplotida, Euplotidae.
UCCAGAGGAGAUCACCAGCAGGCUAAUUGAGAAAAUCCAUGAUUUGAUCAUGUCAAAGUAGAAAGUUAGUGAUCCCCUUCCAAGAAGAAUUUGAGUUCAACCGUCCGAAGAAGGUCGAUUUGAAGAACCUCCCUUUUGAAGAAGGGAUAUAUGAUCUUAAUGAGGGUGAUAAAGGAGCCUAUGAGAGAACCCAGAAGAAGAUCUAUAAGCAAGACCCAUUGCUUUAUAAUAAGAUUUGGAAAUUCAAACGAGGAGUAGGAAAUAUUGCACCAGGAACAAGUUUUGGAGCCUCUCCUGAACAUCUUCGGAAUUCCAAGUUGGCAAGAGUUAGCAGCAGUCUUCCUAUGCUAGGUCAUGUCUAUUCUAAAAAUGCACCUAGUUCAAAGAUCUCAGCCCAGGUUUCAAAUAACAAUACCAGCUCUAAGGCUUCUAAAUUGGCAAUGACGAGUUAUAGGCGUAGCCAAAAAUGAGGGAAAGGAUUAUCCGUACUAGAAAAUAUGAAGUUCAGCGAGCCCACGAAUCUUAAUAAAAACUGCAAGCGAAAUAAAAAUCUAUUUGGAUCCUUCACUACUAAGCCAAAGCAGAGUACGGUUGAUUAUCAGGCUAUGAAAAGUAACUACAAUCAGUUCCUUGAUCCGAAGUAUAUUAAAUCUCAAAGCUUGGAGGCAAAAUCCCCAUUCAGAAAUGCCAAAUUAGGGGAUUUAAAACAGUGCAAAAGAAAUAAUGCAGCUAUGAGAUACUACUCGACGAAGAAGAUUGAAAAUAAAGAAAAACUGUACAAGCCAUAUAAAGUAGGGAAAGAAUUGCUAAAAAACCAGAGAAAAAGAAAAAAUAGACUCUCUGCAUCUAGUACAGUUAAGGAUACUAAGCAGUUGGAGUAUCUAAGCCCAGAAGCUCAACCUUCAUUAAAUGACUUAAAGAUCAGAGCACCCAACUUUGAAUCUUUGUUAAUCCUCAAGACUGGGGAUUUUUUGAAAUCGUUCACACACAAAAGAAAAUUCUUUAAAACCAAUAAGACCAAUGUUUCCCUUAAAAAAUCAGCUAAAAUUCUUAUCCCGCUCGAAGUGAUUGCUCAGAGAAACAGAGUGAAAAAAUCAAUAAACAGGGAACGUUUCCCUUCAUCUAAAGUGAAUGAGCCUCAUAAAUAUGUAAAAAUUCCAAAGCAAGGGCACCAGCUACUUAAUCCAAACUCUGAUCUUGGUCAUUUCAUCCCUUAAAUGAUAUUAUUCA